UAUUUUUUUUUACAACCUUGUUCUCCUUCCAACAUGUCCAACGACGAGCGUGCAGUUUUCCAAGCCGAAGUGGCCGCUGUAGAAGAGUGGUUCAGAAAUGCUCGGUUUGCAAGGGUGAAGCGACCAUACACGGCGGCGCAGGUAGUUGCAAAGAGAGGGACAAUCCCCAUCAAGUACCCGUCCGACAUUCAGGGUAAGAAAUUAUUCGCCCUCCUCUCGCAACACGCGAAGAAUGGCACACCGUCACAUACCUAUGGAGCACUUGACCCCGUCCAGGUGACGCAGAUGGCAAAAUAUUUGGAGACCGUCUAUGUGUCUGGUUGGCAGUCGUCCUCCACGGCCUCCAGCACUAACGAGCCUGGUCCUGAUCUCGCUGAUUAUCCUUCCAACACCGUGCCCAACAAGGUCGAACACCUUUUCAUGGCACAGUUGUUCCACGAUCGGAAGCAGCGUGAAGAACGGUCUAACAUGUCAGAGUCUGAGCUCGCCUCCACCCCGUAUUUCGAUUACCUUCGUCCAAUCAUUGCCGACGCCGACACUGGCCAUGGUGGUCUCACCGCUGUCAUGAAACUCGCCAAGAUGUUUGUCGAGAAGGGAGCAGCAGGUAUCCACAUCGAGGACCAAGCACCUGGAACCAAAAAAUGUGGACACAUGGCUGGCAAAGUGCUCGUACCUAUCUCAGAGCACAUCAACCGACUCGUAGCCAUCCGCCUCCAGUUUGAUAUCAUGGGUGUGGAGAACCUUGUCGUCUCCCGCACGGACUCGGAGGCCGCUACACUCAUCACGUCAAACAUCGACGACCGGGACCAUCCCUUCAUCCUUGGGUGUACGAACUCGUCCCUCCCACCCCUGGUCAAAGUGAUGAAUGAUGCUGAGAAGAUGGGGAAAUCUGGAGAUCAACUUCAGGCGGUCGAAGACGCAUGGAUUGCUUCUGCGAAUCUACAACUUUUCUCCCAAACGUUGGCUGGUGCACUCAGCAAUCAAGGUGUCCAGAAGGCUGCUGUCGAUAGGUUCCUAGCACGCGUCAGCCAUGCGUCGUGCCCGGAUGCGCUAUCUAUCGCUCAAGAGGAAUUUGGAUUGAGGAAUGUUCCUCACUGGGAUUGGGACGUACCAAGGACCCGCGAAGGCUAUUACCGUUACCAGGGUGGUACGCAGUGUGCCAUCGUUCGCUCUAUCGAGUACGCACCCUAUGCGGAUGCUUUGUGGAUGGAAACCAAGAAGCCGAUCCUGGCGCAGGCUCGCGAGUUCGCGCAAGGUGUUCAUACGGUACGACCUGGACACUGGCUGGCUUAUAAUCUGAGUCCAUCCUUCAAUUGGGAAGCGGCGGGCCUUACCACCAAGGACAUGAAAGACUAUAUCUGGGAGUUAGGAAAGCUAGGUUUCUGCUGGCAGUUCAUCACACUCGGUGGUCUUCACUCUAAUGCCUAUAUCAGCGAUCUCUUUGCCCGCGCAUUUGCUACAGAAGGGAUGAAGGCAUAUGUGGAACUAAUCCAAAAGAAGGAGCGCGAGAUUGGAUGCGAUGUUCUGACGCACCAAAAGUGGAGUGGUGCGGACUACGCGGACAAUCUGAUCAAAACUGUUACGGGCGGUGUCUCGUCGACAGCAGCUAUGGGCAAGGGCGUUACUGAGGACCAGUUCAGGGCGAAGCUGUAA
Molecule: messenger RNA, 1653 nt
Organism: Pisolithus orientalis
Lineage: Eukaryota; Fungi; Basidiomycota; Agaricomycetes; Boletales; Pisolithaceae
Product: isocitrate lyase
Exons: 6
Coding region: 34-1653 (539 amino acids)
Biological process (GO): carboxylic acid metabolic process
Molecular function (GO): isocitrate lyase activity
Source: RefSeq, a predicted model, not a curated record